AUGAACACGUCGAUUCAUCAUGAUCAAGUGGGUUGUCGAACUGCAAAGGACAUCAACAAGCUACCCACUGCGCUAACCCGGAAGGAGCAGGCCGACUUCGAACAUUUCCCCGCGACUUCGACUUCGACUUCGAUCUCCAGCGAGAAGUCGACCCCUGCAUGCUGCAUACUCUGUAGCGCCUCCACUCUCUCUAUCGGCCACGCUGUCUCGACCCCAGACACCCCCGACUCCGUCGCCAUGGCCGUAUUCUCCCUCAUCAUCAUCAACAAGGCUGGCGGCCUGAUUUACCAGCGCGAGUUCCAGGCCGGCCUGCGCAAGCUCUCGACCAACGACUACCUCGUCCUCGCCGGUACUUUUCACGGUGUCCACGCCAUCACCCGUUCCAUCACGCCCAAACUUCCCCUCGCUCCGACUACGAACUCCCCCGCCGCCGCCUCUCCGGGCAGCAACACGCCUGUUGCAUCGGGCUACAGCUACCCCAUCCCCGGUGCCUCGGUAUCAGGUCUGGAAUAUCUCGAAACGGACAAGUUUCGAUUGACGUGCUUCCAGACAUUGACCGGUACCAAGUUCCUGCUCUUCACAGACCCAAUGACCGGCAACGUGGACACCAUCAUCAACAAGAUCUACGAGCUGUAUGCAGACUACGUGAUGAAGAAUCCCUUCUACCAACUGGAGAUGCCGGUGCGGUGUGAAGCAUUCGACCGGCAUCUGGGAGCGUGGCUGAGAGGGAGAACAUAA
Molecule: messenger RNA, 738 nt
Organism: Penicillium cinerascens
Lineage: Eukaryota; Fungi; Ascomycota; Eurotiomycetes; Eurotiales; Aspergillaceae
Product: trafficking protein particle complex subunit 4
Exons: 4
Coding region: 1-738 (245 amino acids)
Biological process (GO): endoplasmic reticulum to Golgi vesicle-mediated transport
Cellular component (GO): TRAPP complex
Source: RefSeq, a predicted model, not a curated record